Monopterus albus (swamp eel) is the source of this 3102-nucleotide messenger RNA. RefSeq names its product egl-9 family hypoxia-inducible factor 1a (gene egln1a). Gene Ontology annotation, cellular component: nucleus; cytoplasm. Gene Ontology annotation, molecular function: L-ascorbic acid binding; ferrous iron binding; peptidyl-proline 4-dioxygenase activity. Gene Ontology annotation, biological process: peptidyl-proline hydroxylation to 4-hydroxy-L-proline; cellular response to hypoxia. The transcript is spliced from 3 exons. The record is from RefSeq and is a predicted model, not a curated record. Lineage: Eukaryota; Metazoa; Chordata; Actinopteri; Synbranchiformes; Synbranchidae. The coding region runs from base 440 to 1327 and encodes 295 amino acids.
UCGUCACAGUCAUACUAUUUCCAUGUGUUUUGAGCCAUCUCUACCAACGGCCAUCUGUCCGACAGCCCUCGAAGGCAGCGCGGGAGGGGCUGUGCGUGUGUUUUGACGCCAGAGUGGGCUGGAGCACAGGCGCACUGAACGCACAGAGAGCGGCGCCAUGCAGUACCCUCAGACCGAUAGCUAGCCAACAAAAAUGCCUCCCGAAGACCUCGAUAGAGCCCAGAAUGUUUGGCCCAGGGCACACGUUGUAAUAUUAUUUCAGUGGUACAAGAUGUGAAAAGGGACUGAGUGAGAUAAAAUGAAGAGGGUUUGAGUCUUACUUUCCCGUUUCGCUUGGUGUAGCGUGGCACAGGCAACGGAUCGUUUCCAAAGUUGUCGUUAGCCAGCGUGUGUGAAGGAUCCGAAAUAAAGGCGCCGUGCACCCGCUGUAGCCGCAAACAUGGAGAAACAGCAAAGCGACUUGGACCGAGACCGACAGUACUGUGAACUCUGUGGGAAAAUGGAGAAUCUCCUUAAGUGUGGUAGGUGCCGGAUCUCCUUCUACUGCAGCAAGGAGCACCAGAAGCAGCACUGGAAGAAACACAAGCUCAUUUGUAAGGAGGCGGACAAGGCGCAGCUUUCAAAACAGACGCCCGAGCAGGCUCCGCAGUCGGAGGACGACAAGGCACCGGAAGAAUAUCGAGAAAAGAAAAGCCCCGAGCAAGCGGACAGUGCACCUUUAGCACAAACCACAAACCCAGAACCACAUGGCGUUGGAAUAAAACCGGGAGAAGAUGGGUCCAACAGCACUGCCACACCCAACGGACAGACGAACUCAUCCCCGCAGAAACUUGCCACUGAGUACGUAGUCCCGUGCAUGAGCAAGCACGGCAUCUGUGUGGUGGACAACUUUUUAGGAGCAGAGACUGGACAGGGCAUCUUAGAUAAUGUCAGAGCCCUUCACAAAACGGGCAGGUUCACAGACGGACAGCUGGUCAGUCAAAAAAGCGACUCGACUAAAGACAUCCGAGGGGACAAAAUCACGUGGGUAGAGGGAAGAGAGGCCGGCUGCGAGAAGAUUUGCUUUCUAAUGAGUCGCAUGGACGACCUGAUCAGACAUUGUAACGGCAGACUGGGAAGCUACACAAUAAACGGAAGGACAAAGGCAAUGGUGGCGUGUUACCCUGGAAACGGGACGGGAUAUGUGCGUCAUGUGGAUAAUCCCAACGGCGAUGGACGAUAUCCUGCUAAUCCAACCACACCCAAUCAGGGAGAGGAGCGCCCCCACACUGCCACUCACACAUCUAUUGCACCUCCUGCAGGAGAGGUGAGUUUACAGGCAGACUGAAGAGAGAUUGAGGGGUUACUGCAGUAGUUUAUUAUUCAAUCAUGAGAAAAUAUUUUAUGGACCAAAUAAACAUUUGAAAUAAUACGGUGAUUUGAUGCAAACUGAGCAGUAUUUUUGCUGUGGUUUGCUGCAGGAAUAUUCCAGUAAAGGUCAAAUAUAUGAACUUUGAAUAAGCCUAUGAUCCUUUCUGUCACCACUCAUCCUGUCUGGCAGAGCCUACCUGGUCCAACUUGAAAAACUGAACACAGGUUUGCCCUCAGUUAGUCCAGAUUCAGUUACUUGUAUGUUUUCUUUUUUUUUUUUUAGCAAAGCUGUGUUUUAGAAGAGAAAUGUCAGUUAUUGAUUUUAAAUUACUUAAUUUGCAUACGUUAACAGGAUACAGUAUACUCUUAAUCAACAUUGUAGGCCUAUAUAUUUUAAAGGAUGGCAGAGAUAUAACAACUUUGUUUAGUUGACAAGAUUUGAAGUAUAUCCAGAUAUCUUUGUGCAAAAAAGCAUUAAAUCCAUUCACUAAAUUAGAUUGUCUAUUGCCUGACAAAUUUCACAGUUUAUGUUGCACUGAUUUGGGCUAUACAGUGGUAUAUCUGCAUGGAUUCAGUACCCUGGAUGAGUGCUCGUAAUGAGACUGACAUCAUGAAGCAGAUCAGGUACCAGCCAGUACAUGACUGUAAUCUGUGUGUGUGUGUGUGUGUGUUUUUUUUAUUGGUAUUAAAGACAAAACAUGGGAUUGGUGUAUUGCCAGUGUUUUUGUAACUAGAAACAGCCAAAGCUGGCUAGUAUAGCUGAAACAAUACUGUUUGCUGCUUUAUUGAGUUUGUUGUGCAUGUCUAUUGCAACAAAACAACUGUAUAUAAAAGGAGUGUGAUACAUGUGGUAAAGAAUGCAAUGCCAUCAUCCAACCUAACCUAUUAAUGUUGAUGAGAAGGAAUGAAUUCAGCACCUGAAUACCAGAACACAGUUGCUAGCCUGCUGCAGCUGUCAAAGCAAGUCAAUAUAAAUUUGAGAGCACAGUUGAACUAAUUAAUUUCCCUCAAAUUUGUCACUAGCCCAUGACACCCAACCCUAAUGCUCACAACAUGCCAAGAUAGACAAGAAUGCGGGCUAAUGGUAAAUGUUAUAGGAUAAGAGGUUAAGGAAUUAACCUGUUUAAUAUGAGACAGAUAACAGGAUGCUGAACACCAGGAAGUAACAGAAAGCAGCAACUGUAAGGCAGAAAGAUGACUUUGUUGCUUUUCUGAGGAGCUGGUACCAUGACAAGACACAGCAGCAGACAGGAGAUUGUCUUCCAGACAUCCUCACUUACUUGACCUCCAGAUGUGCAUAUGAGAAUUACAUACUUCCAGGAAACUCUGUUUUGCCUCUUGAUGCUAGUUUGUGGUAGAGUGCAAGCAUGAGUCUGCCUUAUGGUUAUGAGGGUUGCUUGGAUGGCAGAGAAUGAUUAUUAUUAGCUGUUAUCAAGCAAGCAAUGAGGAGCUAUUUGGGUAAUUAAUAUUAUUACAGUAUUAUUUGACUGCUUGCACCCAGGUCAAAUGCACAGGUAUUGGUGAACAGUCCUGCUAUAAAAUAAAGACCUAAAUUAACAGCACUUUAACUGUGAAGUAACUGAACCACAAACUAUUGCAGUCCACUGAUUACGACACAUCAUUGCAGUCUGCUCAUUCUGAUAAGUGGGACUAAAUUGUGACCCACUUUUCUAUCAGUAGUUUAUGUUAUAUUAUUUAUCAUGUAUAUGGUCUAGCACUUACCCAGCACUUUUUUUUUGUUUAUUGUGUAUA